Molecule: messenger RNA, 936 nt
Organism: Ruditapes philippinarum (Manila clam)
Lineage: Eukaryota; Metazoa; Mollusca; Bivalvia; Venerida; Veneridae
Exons: 2
Coding region: 103-522 (139 amino acids)
Source: RefSeq, a predicted model, not a curated record
AUAAGAAGUCACUUGGCAAUAGCAAACGACAGGCGACACAUCUUUAAUAUUCGUUCAUUUUUGUUUUCCUUUUCGAAGUUCAUUGACAAUCAAUAUUUGAAAAUGAAGUUUGCAGUAGUUGCCGUGUGUAUCAUGUUUGUAGCGUCAGCGUAUGGACAAGGUCUUUCGGAAAUGAUGGCAAUGUCUGCCAUGUUAGGCAACCGCGGUUCGAGUUCCAGUUCGGGUAGUUCUAAUCCUUUUGCAGCGCUUACCAGCGGAUCGUCCGCGUCAUCAUCAUCGAAUCCAUUAGCAGCUUUGGCCAGCUCCGGAGGCUCUUCUAACCCACUUGCUGCUUUAACCGGUGGUGGUGGUGCCAGCAAUAGCAACCCAAUGGCUUCUUUGAUGGGAGGUGGCAUGGGUAGGAUGGCCAGCGGCAUGAUGCUAGGAGGGGCUGAGAUGAGCAACUUGAUGGACUUCUACACGUGCGGAAUGAUGCGUCUACCAUACCAAAUGUGCUUCAUGAUGAUGCAUAACAACAUGUAAUCAAUGACGUCAUUACCGGAAAUGAUAUCUUUUUUCAAUAAUACAAGCAUCUAAUACCAUUGACAUUACACACCCGGAUGAAUCAGCUGUGGUAGUAUUACACUGCUCACCGGUGCACGAAACGCUACAUAAGAACCAAUCAGUGACAAGAAUGAAUCAAAUAUCCGUUAAAAUUAUAAACUUGCAUACUGUGUAUGUACCUACUGGUUGGCAAACUUGCACACAAAAUAAUACAUGUAAUACUACCCUAUUGCACGUUUUUAUCGUGCGUCUUUUAUUUCGCAGCCAUUGCUGUUUUCUGUUUCUACAUUUCUUUGUAGUAUUAUUUAUUUUGUAUUGUUUUAAUUACGUAUCCCUCUUUAUAUAUAAAAACAAACAAACUUACCAAAAAAAUAAAUAUAAUAAAAGUGUUAA